UUUGAAUUCCGUUUCAUCAUUCAUUCAUUAUUCUUGCAAUCUUUUGAAUGUAAUGCUACUCCGAAAUGGGAGCUCACCAAAGUAUCCAUGCUGGCAAAGCAAAACUUGACGUGGGAGUUAAUUUGAUUCAAAAGCUUUAUAGUUCUUCUAAUGUGCUCUCUCCUCUCAGGACAUUUAGCGGCCCAUUUUCUCUUGCAAAUGGAAGCCUUUGCUUGAAGCUACCUACACUAUUUGGCAAUGGUGAUUUGCUUGAUGUUUCAUGGCACAAAGGGUUGCAUGAUUCAAACUUGUUGAUAAAUUAUAGGACACCAAGACCUCCAUGUCUUGGUCAAAGGUCUCUAAAUAUUGUGCAUUCACUUAAACCUGAGAUUGGUAUUCAUGGAAUUCCCAUGAACAAUUUCUGCCAUUCAGCAAGUGGAGACGUAAAGAUAUCAAAAUUGUCGAUUGGGUUGGAUAUGAAUGAACCUUCAAGCUACAAUUGGAAAACCACAACUAGUGUGCACUUUAAGCAUAUUCAUUUCAUAAAUGAUUGUGGCCGCUCAGUAAGCAGAGACCUAGAUGGUUUUCCGUUGACUUUAAGUGGAAAUUCAUAUGACAACAUGGUAGUGAUUAGUCAAGAAUCUAGAUUUGAAGAAGCAAAUGAUCACAAAUUUUCUCAUUACAGUUUUAGAGUUGAACAAGGGAUUCCAAUUCAUCCAAACUUAGCAAUCUUUAAUCGGUUCAAGUUUUCUGCUUCAAAAGGAGUCAAAAUUGGAUCAGCAUUUUUCUCCACUUUGUUUAAUGGUGGUUCACUUGUAGGAGCCACUGCUCCAUAUGAAGCAUUUGCAAUUGGUGGCCCCAACAGUGUAAGAGGCUAUGGUGAAGGUGCAGUUGGUUCUGGUUACUCAUCUGUGGUUUCUAAGAAUGAAUUCUCAUUCCCAUUGGACAAACAACUUACUGGUGUUAUUUUUUUAGACUUUGGGUCUGACCUAAGGUCUAGUAAUAGAGUGCUUGGAAAUCCAGGAUUAAGGAAGGGUAAACCAGGAUCAGGGAUUGGGAUUGGUUAUGGCAUUCGAUUCAAAACUGAAUUGGUUCAAAUAACAGCUGAUUGUGCUAUCAAUGCUUUUAAACAAAGAACACUUUACUUUGGAAUUAACAAUCUGGUUCUUUGAAUGCUAAC
Arachis stenosperma is the source of this 1159-nucleotide messenger RNA. Its product is annotated as outer envelope protein 39, chloroplastic-like. Gene Ontology annotation, biological process: embryo development ending in seed dormancy; chloroplast organization. The transcript has 11 exons. Bases 66 to 1151 code for a protein of 361 amino acids. Gene Ontology annotation, cellular component: outer membrane. The record is from RefSeq and is a predicted model, not a curated record. Lineage: Eukaryota; Viridiplantae; Streptophyta; Magnoliopsida; Fabales; Fabaceae.